This is a messenger RNA of Merops nubicus (carmine bee-eater), 893 nucleotides long. RefSeq names its product ethanolaminephosphotransferase 1 (CDP-ethanolamine-specific) (gene SELENOI). Gene Ontology annotation, biological process: phosphatidylethanolamine biosynthetic process. The annotation marks the transcript as partial. Gene Ontology annotation, cellular component: Golgi apparatus; endoplasmic reticulum membrane. The record is from RefSeq and is a predicted model, not a curated record. NCBI's taxonomy places the organism in Eukaryota, Metazoa, Chordata, Aves, Coraciiformes, Meropidae. Gene Ontology annotation, molecular function: ethanolaminephosphotransferase activity. The transcript has 6 exons.
CUCUCCUGAUUUGGGUCUUUCUCAUCUCGGCAGCUCCUGAUCACCAGCACGUUCCCAACGGAGUGUGGGUCGUUGUGGGUAUCCUCAACUUCCUCGCCUAUACCUUAGAUGGUGUGGACGGGAAGCAGGCUCGCAGGACCAACUCCAGCACGCCCCUGGGAGAGCUCUUUGACCACGGGCUGGACAGCUGGGCCUGUGUGUACUUUGUGGUGACAGUCUACUCCACCUUCGGCCGGGGCUCCACCGGCGUCAGCGUCUUCGUGCUCUACCUCCUCCUGUGGGUGGUCUUGUUUUCCUUCAUCCUCUCCCACUGGGAGAAGUAUAACACAGGGAUCCUCUUCCUGCCCUGGGGCUAUGACAUCAGCCAGGUGACCAUUUCAAUUGUCUACAUAGUGACAGCCAUUGUGGGAGUUGAGGCCUGGUAUGCACCUUUCCUGUUUAAUUUCUUAUAUAGAGACCUAUUCACUGCAAUGAUUAUUGCUUGUGCUCUCACCGUGACGCUGCCCAUGAGCCUCUACAACUUCUACAAGGCCUCUAAAAACAACACCCUGAAGCACCACUCUGCAUAUGAAAUCCUGCUGCCACUGCUGUCCCCAGUGUUGCUGUUCCUGCUCUGCACCACGUGGAUCUUCGUGUCCCCAACAGACAUCCUGGAGGUCCAUCCCAGGCUCUUCUAUUUCAUGGUGGGAACAGCCUUCGCCAACAUUUCCUGCCAGCUGAUUGUCUGUCAGAUGAGCAGCACUCGCUGCCAGCCCCUCAACUGGAUGUUGCUGCCCAUAGCCCUGGUGCUCCUGGUGGUCGCCUCGGGGCUGGCUCCUCACAGUGAGACUCUCCUGCUCUGCCUGCUGACUGCCUUCCUCACCCUGGCACACAUCCACUAUGGGGUGGUCGUG